Molecule: messenger RNA, 1056 nt
Organism: Homalodisca vitripennis (glassy-winged sharpshooter)
Lineage: Eukaryota; Metazoa; Arthropoda; Insecta; Hemiptera; Cicadellidae
Product: protein kintoun-like
Cellular component (GO): cytoplasm
Source: RefSeq, a predicted model, not a curated record
UGUUGGUUGGACCAAUUUAAGGUUGAAGAGAAGAAUAAAGAAAAAGAUACAAACAAUCAACUAAAGUGAAGUGAACAUUAAACAAUCUUAUGUUUGUUUUAUGAAUUUGAUUAGAUAACAGUGUUCGCUAUUAUAUAAUUUUAGUUUCAGUUUUUAGAAACAUUUGAAAUUUAUUUGUAUGAUCAAUUUAGUUCAUGUUUUGUUGACGUCCAGAUAAUACAAAAUCAAGCAGAGUCGUCACAUCGCAUAACCUAGUUAUAAAUAACAGUACAUUGAACUUUCUUCAUACCGUACGAUUUGUGAUGUAUUUGUGAUAUUAUUUGAUAAGGAUUUUUAUAAAAAUAUUGUCUCAAUUUCAGUAAUUUUACAAUACCACUGUACAUGGAAAAGCUUUAAUAAACAAAAAUGGGAAGAGUUGAAAUUUGUUCCAGAGAUGAGGUGAAAAACCUUGGCGAAGCCCUACAGAAAGAGGAAUUCCGAAAUCUUUUACUUGAAUAUGUGAAAGAGAUAAAUGAUCCUGAAAAUAGGAAACAGUAUGAGAAAGAAAUUACCCAGCUAGAAAAUGAAAGAGGAGUUGAUAUUAAAUUUGUCCAUCCUUCUUCUGGAUAUGUUAUUAAAACAAGUGUUGAUGGCGUAAGUAAAGCUUUUAUAAAUAUUUGCGUAACACAAAUGUUAGGAAAACCUUCAUCUAAUCCUGAUAUUAAUGGAAGUCAGCGUGGGUUACGGUGGUCAAUACCAUACUGUUGCCCACCAAGAGAAGAUGUUGAUAAAAAGAAUAAUACAUGUACCGUAUUUGAUGUCAUAUUUCACCCAGAUACUCUACAUAUGACUAAAAGCAAUGGUGCGUUUAAAAAUUUGGUGAAUGACACUGCCCUAGGAGCAGUAGAAGAAAAUUUCAAUGUUUCUUUGGAUAAAAUUAAUUUGAAAUUUCCAAAAUUGCAAUUUAAAGGAAUGAAACAUGCAACUGUAAUAAGAAAAAAGAUUGAAAAUUUUCAACCCACAGAAGUCCUAGAUUUACCUAACUACCCUUAUCCACCAGUAAAAGAUGAUAGUUAA